Molecule: messenger RNA, 2116 nt
Organism: Urocitellus parryii (Arctic ground squirrel)
Lineage: Eukaryota; Metazoa; Chordata; Mammalia; Rodentia; Sciuridae
Gene: Lum
Product: lumican
Molecular function (GO): protein binding; collagen binding
Source: RefSeq, a predicted model, not a curated record
CACUGAGUUGCCUCAUCUGGAGCAGGACUCAAGUCCUGGUUAAAAGCAAUGGUAUUUGAGCUAGUUAAGCAAGUAUCUCUCCCUCAUUCCAUAGGGAAUGAGCUGGGCUGUGGUUGCUCAGCAUGUCCACCUGCACUUCGUUAGAGAGCAGAGUGUUAACAUGCCACACCACAAGAGCCCCACAAUGACAUAACUCCAUUCAGAGACUGCAGUGACUCUGCUGGUCCCCCCCCCCACCCUCCUCAGCUCUGGUAUCACUAAGAAUCUGGCAGCCAGUUCCUUCCCGACAGAGUUUACAGCAUAUAUUGGUGGAUUCUUGUCCCAGUGCAUCUGCUUUAAGAAUUAAAGGAAGCAGUGUCAAGAAAUCGAGGAUUCAAGGCAUUUGCUGAAAAUGAACCUAGGUGCAUUUACUCUCGUCUUGGCAUUAAUUAGUGGUGCCAGUGGCCAGUACUAUGAUUAUGAUUUCCCUCUAUCCAUUUAUGGGCAAUCAUCACCAAAUUGUGCACCAGAGUGUAACUGCCCUGAAAGCUACCCAACCGCCAUGUACUGCGAUGAGCUGAAACUGAAAAGUGUGCCCAUGGUGCCCCCUGGAAUCAAGUAUCUUUACCUUAGGAAUAACCAGAUUGACCAUAUCGAUGAAAAGGCCUUUGAAAACGUAACUGAUCUGCAGUGGCUCAUUCUAGAUCACAACCUUCUGGAAAACUCCAAGAUAAAAGGAAAAGUGUUCUCUAAACUGAAACAGCUGAAGAAGCUGCAUAUCAACUACAACAAUCUGACAGAGUCUGUGGGCCCACUCCCCAAAUCACUCGAGGAUCUGCAGCUUACUCAUAACAAGAUCUCUAAACUUGGCUCCUUUGAGGGACUGGUAAACUUGACCUUCAUCCACCUCCAACACAAUCAGCUCAAAGAGGAUGCCAUCUCAGCAGCCUUAAAAGGUCUCAAGUCACUUGAGUACCUCGACUUGAGCUUCAAUCAGAUGACCAAACUGCCUUCUGGUCUCCCAGGAUCUCUUCUAACCCUCUACCUAGACAACAACAAGAUCAACAACAUCCCCGAUGAGUAUUUCAAGCGUUUUAAUGGGCUGCAGUAUCUACGUUUAUCUCACAAUGAGCUGGCUGAUAGUGGGGUACCUGGAAAUUCUUUUAAUAUAUCAUCUCUGKUGGAGCUGGAUCUCUCUUAUAAUAAACUUAAGAGCAUACCCACAGUUAAUGAAAAUCUUGAAAACUAUUACCUGGAGGUCAAUGAACUUGAAAAGUUUGACGUAAAAAGCUUCUGUAAGAUUCUGGGGCCAUUGUCCUACUCCAAGAUCAAGCAUCUGCGUUUGGAUGGCAAUCGUCUCACCCACACCAAUCUGCCACCUGAUAUGUAUGAAUGUCUACGUGUAGCAAAUGAAAUCACUGUCAAUUAAUACCUUCUAAUUCCAGUUACAUGAGGUGUAUCCUGGGGCAGUACUUUAUGGUUAGGGUUUUUUUUUUUUUUUUCCUUUGUGUGUAAAGUUUUCAGAGUAUCCAUUUUUUGUUGUUGUUCAUUACUUUCAUGAGUUUUAAGUUCAAAGGGAAAAUGUUUUGUAAACAUUUACCACUUUAAAAAAAAAGAUGAAAAGCAGGCCUAUUUCAUCAUGAGGAGACACAUACACACACACACACACACACACACACACACACAAAUAGACAUCAAACACAAUGCUUUAUUUGUAAAUUUAUUAUUUUCUAUACCUCUACUGUCAAAUAAUAUACAAAACAUUUUACUGUUUGCAUGGAAUUUAGCCAAGUUUUAUAGCCCCUAAAUCUUAAUUUAAUGGACCUAAAAGCAUGGUGGUCUCAGUAUAUAAGGAYGUGUAUUGUCUUAGCUCAAACCAUCUUGCUAUGUUCAAAUUUGUUCUGUUGAAAAAUAAGUGGUAUAUGUUGAGACCAAUAUUUUUGCAAAAUAGUAAACAGAAUUUAUGAAGCCACCUGCACCAAAAGAAUUAUUUCCAGUGUUAAGAAUUUUCAUAUUUACCCAAUGAAGCUUUUCUUUUAAAGGAUUGUUUUUCAUUCUAAGUCAUGUAUGUUUCUUUUUUAUUAUUUGCAUGUUGUGUUUAACAAGCUAAUAGCAAAAUAAAACAUACCAAAUGGCA